AUGCCAUCUUUCUUUGCCCGGUCUCUGGCAGUCCUUGCCACCUUACAGGCAACUCUCAGCCUUGCUACUCCCAUCUCAGCACGCGAUGAUGUGAUUGAAACACGUGCAACUGGUUACGCUAACUCCGUCUACUUUACCAACUGGGGGAUAUAUGGUCGGAAUUACCAACCCGCUGACCUUCCUGCCUCUCAAAUAUCUCACGUUUUAUACUCCUUCAUGAAUCUAAGAGCUGAUGGUACUAUUUACUCUGGGGAUACGUACGCCGAUCUAGAGAAGCAUUACCCAAGCGACUCUUGGAAUGACGUCGGCAACAAUGCCUACGGCUGCGUUAAACAGCUGUUCCUCCUGAAGAAAGCAAACCGCAAGAUGAAAGUUAUGUUGUCCAUUGGCGGCUGGACAUGGUCCACCAAUUUUCCUGCCGCCUCUUCGACGGCAGCCUCUCGUACCACGUUUGCAAAAUCAGCAGUCGCUUUCAUGAAGGAUUGGGGCUUUGAUGGCAUUGACAUUGACUGGGAAUAUCCUGCCGAUGAUACUCAGGCCACCAACAUGAUUCUCCUUCUUAAAGCAGUUCGAUCCGAGCUUGAUGCAUAUGCCGCCAAAUUUGCACCAGGCUACCAUUUCCAGCUAUCCAUUGCCGCUCCAGCUGGGCCUGAUCAUUAUAACAAAUUACACCUCGCAGACCUCGGCAAAGUUUUAGAUCACAUCAACUUGAUGGCAUACGAUUUUGCCGGAUCGUGGAGUAACUACAGCGGCCAUGAUGCAAAUAUAUAUGCUGAUCCUAGCAAUCCUAACGCAACACCAUUCAACACAGAUGAUGCGGUUAAUGCCUACAUCAAAGGCGGCGUCCCGGCAAACAAGAUCGUUCUUGGAAUGCCAAUUUAUGGCCGGUCAUUCCAGCAAACUGACGGUAUUGGGAAGCCAUUCUCUGGUGUUGGGAGCGGAAGCUGGGAAAACGGUAUCUGGGAUUACAAAGUUCUCCCCAAAGCCGGCGCCACUGUCAAAUAUGAUAGCGUGGCAAAGGCCUACUAUAGCUACGACUCCAACACUAAGGAAUUGAUUUCCUUUGACACACCAGCCAUGAUUAGGGACAAGGUUACUUAUCUCAAGGGCAAGGGAAUGGGAGGCAGCAUGUUUUGGGAAGCAUCUGCCGACCGCAAAGGCUCCGAUUCACUUAUCGGCACCAGCAUCACUUCUCUUGGUGGCCUUGACUCCACCGACAACCUGCUCGACUACCCCGAUUCGAAAUAUGACAAUAUUAAGAAAAAGAUGACUUGA
This is a messenger RNA of Pochonia chlamydosporia 170, 1275 nucleotides long. Its product is annotated as endochitinase. The record is from RefSeq and is a predicted model, not a curated record. NCBI's taxonomy places the organism in Eukaryota, Fungi, Ascomycota, Sordariomycetes, Hypocreales, Clavicipitaceae. The transcript has 4 exons. Gene Ontology annotation, biological process: carbohydrate metabolic process; chitin catabolic process. Bases 1 to 1275 code for a protein of 424 amino acids. Gene Ontology annotation, molecular function: chitin binding; chitinase activity. Gene Ontology annotation, cellular component: extracellular region.